AUGUUGACUAUCGCGCUUGCUGAACAUGUUGGCGAAAAUGCGCAUAUCUGCACGGUUUUGCUCACGAGAACUAACCAAAAAAGUGCGAUUGUAGCCUGUACCGCCAAUGUCAGCACUAAGAACGAGAACCGGUCGGAUACCAUUCGCGAGUACAACUUUGACGGAUUUCACGUGGUAUUCCUUCCAUUUGCUGAAGAUAUUCGUGACGUGUCUGAAAAGAUGAAAUGCCCUGAAGGAGACUGGCCAAAACAACGAGAAGGAGGUUGGACUGUCGGGUAG
Cooperia oncophora is the source of this 279-nucleotide messenger RNA. The record is from the annotation of a GenBank genome assembly. NCBI's taxonomy places the organism in Eukaryota, Metazoa, Nematoda, Chromadorea, Rhabditida, Trichostrongylidae.